Molecule: messenger RNA, 5058 nt
Organism: Cynara cardunculus var. scolymus (artichoke)
Lineage: Eukaryota; Viridiplantae; Streptophyta; Magnoliopsida; Asterales; Asteraceae
Product: SKP1-like protein 20
Exons: 4
Coding region: 2298-3092 (264 amino acids)
Biological process (GO): SCF-dependent proteasomal ubiquitin-dependent protein catabolic process
Cellular component (GO): nucleus; cytoplasm
Molecular function (GO): cullin family protein binding
Source: RefSeq, a predicted model, not a curated record
AUUAUCGAUUCAGUUUUUGUGUGAUUGAAUGUAGUUACGCGUUAAUUGCUUGUAUAAUUGUUUAUUGUAUGAACUUUUUUACUCGGAUUGUGUAAUUGAUUUGGAUUACUGUAGAUGAUUGCUUGAUUAGUCACUGAUUUAUGGGCAUAAAUUUGAUCGUCUUUUUUUUAGCGAAUCCUUUUUUGCGAAGAAAUCUGUUCUCUAUUUUGCUUGAAUUGGGAAGUGGUUUAGUUUUGGGGUUUUGUGCAGAUUAAUGAUUUAGGGUUUGAUCGUGGUGUUGGAGAACUUGUUAUCCUCUUGUUAGUCUGAUCUAAAACUUGUGAUUUAAAAAGGGGUGUGAAUUUUAUCAGACGCUAGUUUCAGUACAUGUAGAUGUAUUUGUUAAUUGUUUUUUCUUCAGUAUUGUGACUGAAUCUGUGAUACCCCUAGGAUUUAUAUCUUGUGUUGGAUUAGGAUUUCGAAACUAUGGUAUUUGUGUAGUCUUCUCUUAUUAGCUAAUUGACUGGCACUGGUGAGUGGUGACAUAAAUAUCAAUCAGGUUUCAAUGUGAGAGUUGUUUGUUUACUUGUUUAAGGUGAUGGAGUGAGGGUCGAGGGUUUAAUCAUGGUUCUAAAACAGAUUAUAUGCUAUUUUUAUUUGAUAUUCUACAAAUCAAGUUUUAGGAGAUCAUAAAACUUACAUGUUUUACAAAUGAUGAUAAUCAUAUCACUAUCUCAAGGAAUGAAAAGAAAAUAAAUGAACAGAAACAUUGAGUGGCUCACCGUCCAUUGCAUAUUUGAAGAAAAGAAAAACGCAAGCUUCUAUCCACCAUUGAUUCGUGCUACUUCUGAAAUGUAAUACCAAUGCUAACCAAAAUCCGUAUGCAUACUGUUCUUUAAUUUCUUUAAUUUCUGAAGAAAAUACACAAACCCUUUUGUGUUCUCACCAUCUGUUAAUGGAGCCAUUAUUCAAACACACCCUGUUUUCAUUCACUACUCCUUAUUUUAACCUUAUGUAAGCCUUGUGACAUUACUCUUGGCAGAUAUAUCUUUUAUGGCACCAGGGUAUAUAUUGGUUUGACGCUCAUGGUUUAACAUGAGAUGAAAAGAGUAAGGAGUGUUAGGAUGAUAAUUGGUUCCUUGCGACGACCAUGAGAAAUGUAGUGAAUAUGAUAUGCAUGGACUAGGGACCAGAGUCCAGAGAGGUAGGGGUGAAAAUGAAACAAAUAUUUUUACUGUCCGAUUGUCAGCUGGCUGGGUGGUGCUGUGGUCAGUAUGAGUUAUGAUGUUGCUUUCUUGCGUCAAAGAUCGUGUUUCCUUUUUUUAUAUAGUUGAUUGGAUGUUAGAACGAAGGUAUGUUAAUCACUCUAUCAGUGAGUUCCCACCCCACUUAGUAAGCAUUUCCGUUUCGUACAUCAUGUUCACUCUUUAUUGCUUUGAGGGACCACUUCUUUAGGGACUUCCAUUUGAAUUUUUGUCAAUAAUGAUGGUUGUUGGUAACUUUAAGUAUAAAAUUUGAUGUUCAUGGUAGGAAUAAAUUUAAGGUAGGAGGUCUAGCAUCAAUGUCUGAUGCAACACAAUCCACUUAUAGUAGAUUAUAUAUCAUUUCUUUGUAGUUCUUAGAAUAAUAAAAAGUCUUUUAUUAAUUAUAUGUUUGCACCUAUAUAGAGAGAUUUUGGUUAAAGCUUUUCCAGAAUGCAUGACAAGCAUCGUGUUCUUUUUGCUUGUAAUCUAGUUUAUGUAGAAGCUGAGUGUUUAAUGAUGUACCAAGCUAGGUCCUGGUACCAUAUGCAGCCAAUACAAAGUUGUACUCCUGAUAGGUUUGAUUUGUUAGGUUCACAUCAUACAAACAUGCUCAUGAUAUCAACCUAUCCAAUUUGUUGGACUACUAAGUUCUGCUGUUAUUCUGGUUGUGGUUCUGAAAUUAAGUUAUCAUUUUUGCUUUGACGUCCAUUGUCUAACUAAAAGUAUACAAAGAUUUUUAUGUGCUGCCUUCUAUAUACUAGCAUUUUUGUUGGUAUGUGUUGCAACUUCUUUUAUGUUGUUGCUGCAUCUUUUAUAUUAUGUAAUUUCGCUGAAAUCCUGAAACAAAGGCUUUUUAUGCUUUACUGUUUGUAUGAUUUAAUUUUGAAGCAAUUAUUGGUUAUGAAUUCUGCUAGUUAGGUUCAUGGUGUUGUCUUGCAGAUGGUUAAUUGAUAACUGAUGCUUCUCCAAUUAAAGUAUAGAUUAUUGUCAGUUACAUUACCCCUUUAUAAUUUCUCAAAAACUCACACACAUGUCAUAAUUCAUCAGCUUGUUGCUUAGUUUUCAUCGUGAAGAAUGUCAGGAUCAGAUAUAAGCAAACGGCAGAUGAAGAAGUCUUACAUAUGGCUUCAAACUUCUGAUGGCUCCAUUGAACAAGUGGAACAAGACAUGAUUUUAUUUUCUUCUUUCAUACAUCAUAUGAUGCAUGCAGGCAUGGGAUCUUCAAAAACCCGGCCAAUCGCUCUUCCAUCAUCAGUGACUCCCAUCAUACUUGGUGUGAUCCUUGGUUAUUUCCGAUUUCAUCGGCUUCCUGGACGUUCGGACUUGGAGCGGAAGUUCUUCGACGAGAAGUUCUUUCGCAUGGAGACAAGAAGGCUCUAUGAAUUGACUGCUUCUGCUUAUACUCUGCAAAUGGCACCAUUGGUUGAACUUUGUUGUGAUGCACUUGCAAGACAGAUUGAAGGGAAAUCUAUUGAAGAGAUUCGUCAAGCCUUAGGACUACCUGAUGAUACUACGGAGGAAGAGCGUUGGAAGACUAUCAAAAUAGCUCCUAAUGAUCCACAAGUCCGACUCUUGAAUAAACUACAUGCAAAAAAAAUGAAAGAAAAAGAGAAGGUAAUUUGUUUAGUCACAUACAAUUUUCUUGGGAAUUUGGCUUUAUUUUACUUGUUUUUCUCAUUUUCCUCGAGGUGUUGGGGUAGGGGGUUAGGACGGAGGCUGGUUAAGACUCUAGCUCGAGUCUGUUGCAAGCUAGUGUUACGCCCCAACCGAACUUUCUCACGACGUUCUAAACCCAACUCACGUCCCAAUUCCUUAUCGGGUGCCAUUACUUUCUUAUUGAUACUACUAAGUCUUGAAUAUGAAAUUUGAAAUUUAACUUUAUUUAUAAAAUUACAACUUAGCUUAUAAUUACAUCAGAGUUCAAAUACUAGUGGAAACGUAACUCAAUAGCUUAUAAUACAACAAAAUUUUGCUAUUGAUUAGAACAACACUACUUUAUGCAACUCUUCUUUACUCCUUCCUUGAGACAUACAUGAGAUACAUAAGCUAAAAGCUUAGUGAGUAGUUAUGGUUUCAUGAACAAACAAUUUUCAUGAUACUUAUAUUCUCUUUUUAUCAUGCAUAAAUAUUCUAUAGAUAUAUGUUGAGACAUGUAAGUAUGCCAUACUUGCCUUGAGGUUUGCUAACCCUGGGGUCCAUAAAGGCUGCCCCAGAAGGUUUGUUUGCAAGAAGUUCUUUUUUGUAAUAUCCAGUGCGUUGGAUAUUUAUGGUCAUACAUAACAUGCAUAAACUUUCAUGCCUUGUGUGUAAAACACGUACUUACAUCAUAACAUGUCAUCAUGCAUAUCUUGAAUAUAUAAAUGUAUCAACAUUUUCAUGUAAAGCAAACAUGCCAAAACAUCUUAUAGUCCAUAAGAUACUGUUAUAUAGCAUGUAUGUAUCAUAAAUCUCAUAAGGUACUCACCUUGAUUAUGCCUAGCUUUUUCUUUGAUUCUUUACUUCAAGCUUGAUAAUGUAUAGAGAGAGAUUUCUUAUUUUUAGUAUGGAACUAAUGGUAACACUUCAACCACUAUUGAUAGGUGAUUACAAUGCAUUAACUACUUCUUCUUCUUGCUUUCAUGGUUGUAUUUUUAUGAGAGUUUAACACCUCAUGCUUAAGAUAAAGGAAUCUUGAUACAUCAUGCUUCUAGCUUUUUUUGUCAUGCUUCUAGCUCUUGCUUGUCAUCAUGAAUUUUGGCAACACAUGCUUCUAGCCUUGACAACUCAUAACUAGCUUUCUUUGUCAUGCUUAGUAGACUUGCUUUGUCAUGCUUAGUAGACUUGCUUAGUCAUUAAAUAGCUUGGCAACACAUGCUUCUAGCCCUUACAACUCAUCACUUUAGGUUUGAUUUCUCAUGCUUUGCCUUGUAUGCUACUUGUAGACUACUUGUCUUGAAAAUAUGAUAAUUUAAUAGAUGCUACAACUGCUGGAACUUUUUAGAGUACUUAAGUUGCUCGUAAUAUUUGUAUUGAAGGCUUAGAACAUUGUAAUUUAAAAAAUAUAAAACUAGGGAAGUUACAGCUAGCACUUAAGGUUAUUGCUAAGUUACUCCAUAUUCUGGGAUGUCGAAAAAAACCCUGAAACCGAAUAACCCAGCCGAACCGAAUGAGGUUUAAACGUUUUAGGUUAGUCGGUUUUCGGGUUAAACAGUUCGGUUAACCGAAUAAAGGUACCUUACUAGUUCAGUUGAUUUUUUACUAAUUUGGUUAAACUUAAUAACCGACAUUAUACUAUUAUUUUAUAUUUAUAUUUCUAUACAAAUAAAUUGAAUAACACAUUAUACUAUUAUCAUUUUACAUAUUUUAUUGUUAGAUAAUGUUUUCUAUUCGGUAAGGUUUGCUUGAUUAUGUGUUCUUUUUACUUGAUGUGUGAUAUUGCUUGAAGAGAUUAUGUUUUGGCUGGAUAAUAUACUCUGUUUGAUAUUUCUAAAUGUGUGAUGCAAUUAUAUAUUGGAAAAAACGAGGAUUGCAUUCAGAAAACUUGUUGGAGACAAGCGUCCAACAAAAAAAAUAUGAUUUCUUAUUCGGUUUAACCGGUUACCAAACCGAAGAACCCAAAAACUGGAUAACCCGAAACCAAUUAAGGUGAAUCUUACUUGGUUUGGUUUUUGAGUAGCUUAGAACAAUCUGGAAAACUGAAUAAUCCAAAAACCGAUUUAAGCGACUGAAUAACACCCUUUUGCAUGUCUACUUUGAGACAGAUGGUAGCUGGGCCUUGGUUUCCGAAUGUAAAGGAUGAAGCACCACAUGCUGAUCAUCGAUCUAUCGAUGAGCUUUUGUCAUUUAUCAAUGGAGA